Symbiodinium necroappetens is the source of this 1296-nucleotide messenger RNA. Lineage: Eukaryota; Dinophyceae; Suessiales; Symbiodiniaceae. The record is from the annotation of a GenBank genome assembly.
AUGGUGACCGAGUCCGCUGGACACGCAUCUUAUCUUACACGGAAGAUUGCUAGGGCGGGCUCUUCAGGGCGGCAUCCGCAGAACGUGCAACGGGACGUGAACCGUGCACUCGAACUGCCUUUGGAGCUCUUCUAUGUGAAGGUGCCCAUCAAGUGCCCAAGCGACCCGAAGAAAGAGCUGGAAUUUGAGUGCCCCAUACUGUUACCGCACGAGCUCUAUGAGUAUCUGGCAGCAAGUGGACGCAUCCGUGUGACCGAUGCCGAGAUUCGCGAGUACUGGGAGCAUGCGGCAGCCGCCGCUGCUCGAGACCCCUCGAGCGAAAAGGUCGAGGAGCUUCCGGGGCAAACAAACCAGUCGAAUCCUUUAGGUCUCUGGGGGGACGAUGCCCGCUUCAAUCGUUCUGGCCAGAAACUGAUACUCUACACCAUGAAUCCUUUGCUCCAUCAAAGUUCGAGAACAGAAAUGAAACGAUACCCACUCUUCAGCAUCCGGGAAUACCUCUGCAUCCCCGGACGCACACUUCGACCGAUUUUCAGGGUCAUCACUUGGAGUCUGAAUGCUUUGUUCGAGGCCAGGCACCCGCAGUCGGGUGUCGACGGUGAGGAGCUGCCAAGCCGCAUGGCGAACAAAGCCGGCUCUUUGAUUCAUGGAGGAUUCUGGGGUGACUUUCCUGACGACGGGGCAGCGCUACGUGCUGCGACGCUGGCAUUCAAGCAAUGGGCGAAUUCGCACAGACCGCAUUCGAUUCAAACGAUAACGCCCGGCAUGUUGCACGAUUUUGCAUCCGAUGCUGGUGACCAUCCGGUUCUCACUUUGAAGGCUUGGAACAGCCGGAUCUGGUUGGCGUAUAUGGAUCAUUGCAUGGAAAAACAGCUGGAGAAAAAUCAGGCUGCUGGCGUUCAAGAUCGGGAGGUGCUGCUGGCCAUGGCUGGGACCAGAAGCCUGUUGCUUUGGUUUUGUGAGCAGGAGGCAGCGCAUCGACUUUAUCUCACAGAGACACAAGCUACAGCGAUCCAUGGACAUGCGUGCGAGUACUUGAAGUAUGCUCAAGCCCUGGCGCUGCACGCCAGCGGUGCUGGUGUGCUCCGCUGGAAAAUCCUCCCCCAGCAUCACGCAUUUCUUCACCUGGCAGAAAACCUUUUGGUGGAUCGCUGGAACCCACGUGGGUUCCACGCGUUUGUCGACGAGGAUACAGUGCUUCAAUGGAAGCGACUUGCAGUGCAAAUGCCGUCGACAGCGAUGGAAGAGCGGCUUAUGAUCCGAUAUUUGAUCCGUUUGAGCCUGAAAGGCACUUGA